Messenger RNA from Octopus sinensis (East Asian common octopus), 919 nucleotides. RefSeq lists its product as uncharacterized. The record is from RefSeq and is a predicted model, not a curated record. Lineage: Eukaryota; Metazoa; Mollusca; Cephalopoda; Octopoda; Octopodidae. The transcript has 2 exons. Bases 93 to 746 code for a protein of 217 amino acids.
ACACACAUACAUAUAUAUAAAUAUAUAUAUGUAUAGUCUGCUAUUGCCUGAAGUUGCUUUCGUCUGAAGCUUUAUGCAGUUUCGACUUAAGCAUGGGUCUGGAUUUCUAUGAUAAACUCCACAUUCAAAUUGCUUGGAAAUUAAGGCAACAGAAUCGCUUUUUUAACCCAAGAUGUGAUGAAGCGAUUCUUGCAGCAGAAAAAGUUAAAAGAUAUGCAAGGCUUCACCCAGGCGAAGAAAUACCUUCGUAUAUUCGCCGGAGAAGGAGAAAUAUAUAUGAACUAUUACCCCAUCCACCGAUACUCGCACACAGAUUAUAUAAGAGACCAUUACAUAAAAUACAACCGUUAAAACAAGAUCUUAAGUAUCCUCACCUUCAGAGACGUAGACGUCUCUCAAUAAAAAGCGAACAGCUGAAAACAACAUUGUUGCAAAAUUGCGAUAUCCGACCGUACUAUUUAAAUGAUUUUGAAAAGAAUGAACAAUUUUACCAGAAUGUGUUUCCUCUACUUGGUGAAUGGAAUAAGGACAACGAGUGCUCUUUUGUACAAUAUACAGAGGAAAGUAUUGAAAGGAAAACGAGCGAAGACCAGAAAAUAUUCUGGAAAAAGGCAAAAGCAUCGCAACAAAAGUACAGCAAUAAGCUAGAUAAAAUGUUGAAUCAGUUGAUGGACGAAAAACUAGUGAUUUCAAAGACUAAUCUCUCUUCAGAUGUGUUUUAUCCCUGGAAAUGGAAAACAAAAUAAAGAUAGCAACAACAUUAUUACCAACAACAAAUAUAGCAAGAAGAAAAACAAGAUGUAAAGGACAUUAAAGAGAGGCCAUACAAAUGUAUAUGGGGUGGGAAAGACGAGUUACACAAAGACGAAGGGAGGCUGAAGUAUAAGAAAACAUUGAUUAAAACAAGAUAUCUAUAUAU